Candidula unifasciata is the source of this 1248-nucleotide messenger RNA. The record is from the annotation of a GenBank genome assembly. Lineage: Eukaryota; Metazoa; Mollusca; Gastropoda; Stylommatophora; Geomitridae.
AUGAUCAAAAGAGGCAUUCUGAAAGAAGGAGAAAGUGACUGGUUUGCAUCCUUGCUCACACUUGGUGCACUAAUAGGCGGACCCAUCGGUGGCUGGCUUAUUGAAAAAGUUGGCAGAAAACUGUCCCUGACAUUUUUAUCAAUACCUUUUGCUGCUGGUUUCUUUAUUAUAGCAUCGGCAACUACAAGUUUUCACUGUUUCUUUGGACGUUUUCUGACUGGAAUAGGAAGUGGAAUGGUGACUGUGUGUGUUCCUGUGUACAUUGCAGAAGUUGCAACGUCGUCAAUGAGAGGUAUCCUUGGUUCCUGCGUUCAGCUCUUUGUCACCAUAGGGAUAGCUGCAACUUACAUUCUGGGCGCACAGUUUGAGUGGAGAUGGCUGGCCAAUCUGUGCAUUAUACCCGGUGUUGUGGGAGGGGCCUUAACUUUCUUCAUUCCAGAAACACCCAGGUGGCUGCUAAAGAAAAAUCGAAAAACAGAAGCUCUAUUUGCUCUAAAGACUCUGAGAGAUCCACACACAGACGUGAAUGAAGAGUGUAGAGAAAUCGAGGAGAAAUCAGACACAGCAGAACUGACAUCUAUAAGCGAGAUACUGAAGAGAAAAGAACUUUUUCAUCCAUUAUUACUAAUUAUGGCAGUCCUGAUCUUUCAACAGCUCUCAGGCAUCAAUGUAGUCAUGUUUUUUACAGUGUCAAUUUUGGAAAAAGCUGUUGGAGAAUUUGCAUAUGUAGCAACUAUUAUUGUUGGCAUAGUUCAAGUGUUGGGCACCCUUUUAGCUGUUUUUCUAAUGGAUAGGGCAGGCAGGCGCAAACUUCUAAAUAUUGGUGGUGUGAUUUUGUCUAUCACUUUGUUGAGUUUUGGUCUAUAUUACAAAUUGUCCGCUGGUGGGUAUUUUGGCAGUUUCCUUAACACUUGGGUUCCUGUGGCGUGUCUUACUAUUUACAUCCUGGGCUUUUCCUUAGGGUGGGGACCAAUUCCAAUGCUUCUGAUGUCUGAACUUAUCCCAACUCAGUGCAAAGGAAUAGCUGGUUCUGCAGCAUCUGUUGCCUCUUGGGGAUCGGCAUUUCUGGUCACAAGUCAGUUCAGCACUCUUCAGAAUGCACUUGGUAGUUCUGGCGUGUUUUAUCUUUUCAGUGCAUGCUGCACGGUCUCUGUUUGGUUUGUGUAUAAAUACAUACCAGAAACUAAAGGAAAAUCUCUUGAAGAUAUUGAAAGGCACUUUUUCGUAAAGUCACCAGACCUAGUGUGA